Molecule: messenger RNA, 3819 nt
Organism: Cuscuta campestris
Lineage: Eukaryota; Viridiplantae; Streptophyta; Magnoliopsida; Solanales; Convolvulaceae
Source: the annotation of a GenBank genome assembly
GGCUCCGACUCUGGAGAAAAUCGGCGACACAAGGCUCCCUUCGGCGAUUCACUUUUUUUGGCCAAUAUGGCCGGCCAACGGCCGCCGGAUCCCUCCCAUCACCCUCCUGACGUCCCGGCGAUUCCAUCGAGCCAUCACACGCCGGAAACCACCACUGGAAACAUCCCAGGCGCUGCAGCGAUCGUGGCGGCUCUGCCACCAUUUUUUCCGGCGUCUACAGGUCCCGGCGGUGAUCCCCUUUCAUCUCAGGUUCUUCCCCUUCCUAAGACGACUCCAUCGCAUCCAUUUGCAGCCUCAUCAGGCGCUGGAAUGGGGUGCACCAGUGCUGCGGCCAUGGCGGGUCUUCCCGUCGGGUCGCCACCUCCUUCUCUGUUUCCAGGGCAAUACAGCGUCGCGCAGCUCCCCCACGUGCCUCCCCCGAUCUUUACGAGUGCAGCAAGCCAUGCUCCAUCAAUUUUGGUGACCGGUAGCUCUGGUUUCAGUUCCGGCGAACCUCACACGGCGCUAAUGGCAUCUCAGUUGCCCAACUUUUUCUCUCCGGCUGUGCCCCUGUCCCAAGCAGUUACAUUUGGUCCUUACACUCCCAUGAUGGUUUCACAACAGACCUUGAACGUGGAAGGCAGCGAAAACAUGUUGGUUGCACGCAUGGCUCACAAUUUCACUUGCGCACCAGGUGUUUGUGGAAAUGUCUCAAUGACUUUUCCCACUCCUUCGCCAGAUUUCCUAAAGGUCAAGGUCCCUAUCAACUCUCUUAACUAUUUUAAUUGGCAAGACAUCCCUGGUGCGAAUCUUAAAGGUUUGGUAGAUUCGGAACAUGUCAUAAUGCAUGUUCCUGUGCCAUCAUUGUCUCACUACCAACGCCUUAAUGUCCCGGGGGCUGUCACCCUUGCGUUAGUUGGACCAAAUGGAUGCCCCUACGGUGAGUACCCAGAUGGGGAGGUGCUUCGACCCAUUGCUAACCCCCAUGUGUUUAAACCCAUUAAUUUGGAGCUUCCUCGUGAAAAAGAAGCACGACUUGCCCAAGAAGCUGCAAAACGAGCUGUGCAUGAUCCCNUUGUAGCAACUCCACGACAAGAAGGUCCACACGGCAUACCUAAGUCUUCCUUUGCCCAAGUCGUGGCUGGUCCUUCUAUGGCUGGCACGUCAAAAUCCUUUGCACAAGCACUCACUGGCUCAACCAAUCCAGGGCAGAUUCAGUUUAACGAACAAUUUCCCAUGAGACUGUUUCGGUGGUCCCCGGAAUUUAAUGUUAAAACUGAAUCCUCCGUUGCGCCGGUGUGGGUGACUUUUCCUAAUUUGAGGGCUGAUUUAUUUAAUGAGAGUGCUAUCCACCAGCUUUGUAAGCCCAUAGGGAGGUGUUUGAAAGUAGAUGUUGCUACGUCCACCUUUUCACGUCCCAAUGUGGCUAAGGCUAGGGUGGAGAUUGAUCUAUUGAAGCCUAGGAUAGAACAGAUUUGGAUUGGUUUUUCUGAUGAGCCUGGCGAGGAGGAUGUGGGCAUGUUCCAGUCUGUGGAAUAUGAGCGCAUCCCAAAGUAUUGCACGGCAUGUUACAAGAAGGGUCACGACAAUUCCUCGUGCAAUACUUUGACUCCUAGUCAGCCUGAUCAGAGAGCCGUUGUUGUGGUUCCCCAACCUUCCAUGCCUGCACUUACGAAUACCCAACCUCCUCGACGGAGGCGAAGUAGGAGUAGGGUCAGGCGUCAAAGGGAGGGGAAAGGUAUUGCCAUUGUUGAUGCAGGUACAAGCGCAGGUGGCUCCCAACGGGAGGAGUCACAGUAUGUUUGGCGAGAGAAGACAGCGAAAGGGUCCAGACCUAUUGAGGUCGUGGACACUGAUGAUGUAGGUAAGGGGGAGGGACCCUCAUUGCAAGCCUUUGUGCCCACUUCUUCCCAUCCCUCCCCGAAUGUUGUCAUACCUGAUGCUUGCUUAGUUCCUUCUACUGUUGUCAACGCCACUCCUCCCACAUCAGUUGUGGUUGAACAGUCGGCGUCUCAGGCUUUAGAGCCAUCUGUUCCUCCUACCGGAGUUGAGCAAGGCCCCGUUGUUGCUCCUCUUCCUCUCUCUACUUCUUCUUCUUCUAUUGUACAUGUUCCCGAUCCUCAACUCCCCGAGCUGGCUCUGGCUAUGUCUAAUACUUUUGAUGCUUUGGGGGAGAUGCCUGGGGACAGUCAUGAGGACUGCGACUUUAAUACUGCUGCAUCCUCCAUUCCUUCUGAUUCGGUAAGGAAGGGGGAUGACGAUUGUAGUUCACAGACUAGUGACGGGUCCAUGGGUGAUCAUUUUGAGGAUCCGACUGACAUUGCCCGGGAUCUUGCAGCGAGUGGUGUCUCUCCUGCAAGGGAGGCUCCGACCACAAGGGAUGCGGGACAAGUGUUGUGCGUGGAUGGGGCGCUAUCUUUCUCCGGGGGGAAGGCUAUUAUGAUUAAGAGUGUUCUGCAGGCGAUCCCGACACACUUGCUCGCUGCACACUUUCCUCCCAAGACAGUGAUUCGAGAGAUGGAGUCUAUCAUGGCACGAUUUUUUUGGUCUGGCCUGGGAGGGACUCGACGCUACCAUUGGGGAUCUUGGAAGACUCUGGCACGACCAACGAGGGAAGGUGGGGUCGGCUUCCUUGAUUUUAUGACUUUGGCUAAGUCUUGUUCGGCUAAGCUCUGGUGGAACUUUAGGACACAGGACACUAUUUGGACGGCAUUCAUGAGGGCUAAGUACUGUAGUCGCGUCCAUCCUGUGUCCAAGCAGCGUGUUAAUGAUGAUUCGCACACAUGGAAGCGCAUGCUAGAUGUUCGAUCCGUGGUUGAGCGUGUGAUUCGAUGGCGUGUACUCUCUGGCACGUCUAACUUCUGGUGGGAUACAUGGUCUGGACUGGGUGCCUUGCAUCGCCAGGUCAAUGGCUGCAGUGGGUACUGGACUGAUGGAGUGGGUGAUAUGUAUCGCUCUGAUUUUAUGAUUGACCAUGAUGCUCUACCUCCUGAUUUAUUACGGCAGUUGCGCCUUGAGCCGCCAUCACUUGUUUCUGAUCAUGUGGAUAUUCCAGUCUGGACCCCGUCUACGGAUGGGAAGUUUACUCUUGCUUCUGCUAAGGAGCUUCUUAGACCGAGGAGGAAUGAUGAGGUGGAGGACAUUGUGCUUAAGAGGUGUUGGCAGAAACACUUACCUUAUAAGAUGUCCUUUCUUUCAUGGCGCGUUUUGGAGAGGCGCCUUCCCACUGAUGAUGUCCUGGCGAGAUUUGGCUUUGCUUUGCCUUCUCGGUGCUUAUGUUGUUCGCCGCCAGGACGGGAGACCAUUACACACAUUUUCUAUCAUGGGAGCAUGGCGCGGCGUGUUUGGACUUAUUUCACAGAGUCUGCCCGUAUCCGGGGCACACAUCACAGUUUGAGGUCCGCCUUGAGUAUAUGGUGGGCGCAGAGGCCGAGGAGCAGGAUGCUCUCGUUCCUAUUCCACCGCCUGCCGAUGAUCAUUCUUUGGGAGAUUUGGACGCACUAUGCUGCGUGCAAGUAUGGGGAUGCUCGCCCCAACUUUGCACACAUUAUUUUCCGGGUGGCUACGGCGGUGUCGGCGUGCAUCUAUCGUCGCUGGCCUAGCGGGGGUCUCUUGCCUUCCCGAUGGUCGGUGAUCAUGGAGCACACUGGACUUAUGUCGAUUGCAUUUCUUGGCUUAGAACAUUUUUUCUUGAUCGGAUUAUCUGACCUUAGGCCUUACCCUUGCGGGGGUUGAGGUUCCGGGAAUGAUUUUAUUCCUAGAUCUAAGUGGAAUGUUUUGAGCCGGCGUUGUAAUUGCACUUAAGUCUAUGUUCCAAUAUCCGAUAAGCGCUUCACAUUA